GUUUCCUCCCAAAAAGAAAAAAAAGUUAGAUGAGAAAUCAAUCUCCUGACAACCAAAGAGACCUGUGACAGGAAACCAUAUAUCAUCAUUAUCAAACUUUCCAAAUCUUGCAGCAAACCGUAGGAAAGAGCCAUGGGAGAAGAAGCUAUAGUUCUGUAUCCAGCACCACCGAUAGGUCACUUAGUGUCCAUGGUUGAGUUAGGCAAAACCAUCCUCUCCAAAAACCCAUCUCUCUCCAUCCACAUCAUCUUAGUUCCACCGCCUUAUCAACCUGAAUCAACCGCCUCUUACAUCGCAUCCGUCUCCUCCUCAUUCCCUUCAAUAACCUUCCACCAUCUCCCCGCCGUCACACCGUACUCUUCCUCCUCCCCAACCUCUCGCCACCACAUGGAGUCACUCCUCCUAGAAAUCCUCUGUUUCAGCAACCCAAAUGUCCACCGAACCCUUUUCUCACUCUCUCAGAACUUCAACAUCCGUGCAAUGAUCAUCGAUUUCUUCUGCACCGCUGUUCUAGACAUAACCGCCGAUUUGGCCUUCCCGGUUUACUACUUCUUCACCUCUGGAGCCACUUGUCUCGCCUUCUCCCUCUAUUUCCCGACCAUCCAUGAAACAACCCCCGGAAAAAACCUUAUAGACAUCCCUCAGCUUCAUAUCCCCGGCGUUCCUCCGAUCAAGGGCUCCGAUAUGCCCAAGGCGGUGCUUGAACGAGACGACGAGGUCUAUGAUGUUUUAGUAAUGUUCUGUAAACAGCUCUCAAAGUCUUCAGGGAUCAUUAUCAACACGUUUGAUGCUUUAGAGAACAGAGCCAUCAAGGCCAUAGCAGAGGAGCUCUGUUUUCGGGAUAUUUAUCCAAUAGGACCGCUCAUUGUUCAAGGAAGAACCGGAGAUAACCAUGGAAACAACGGAGAUUCUUGUCUGACUUGGCUCGAUUCGCAGCCGGAACAGAGUGUUGUGUUCCUCUGUUUCGGGAGUUUGGGUUUGUUUUCAGGAGAACAGCUAAAAGAGAUUGCUAUUGGUUUAGAAAAGAGUGGACAUAGAUUCUUGUGGGUGGUUCGUAAUCCACCAGAGUUACAAAACCAGACAGAACCGGACUUGAAAUCUCUCUUACCCGAAGGAUUCUUAAACCGAACCGAAAACAGAGGAAUGGUCGUCAAAUCAUGGGCUCCGCAAGUUCCGGUUCUGAAUCAUAAGGCCAUUGGCGGAUUCGUCACCCAUUGCGGUUGGAAUUCAAUUCUCGAAUCCGUCUGCGCAGGCGUACCAAUGGUUGCAUGGCCGUUGUACGCUGAGCAAAGGUUUAACAGAGUGGUGAUUGUGGAGGAGAUCAAGAUUGCGAUCCCGAUGAAUGAAUCGGAGACGGGUUUCGUGAGCUCAAUUGAGGUGGAGAAACGAGUCCAAGAGAUAAUGGAGGAUGGUCCGGUUAGGGAGAGAACCAAGGCUAUGAAGAACACAGCCGAAUCAGCCUUGAAAGAAACCGGUUCGUCUCAGACAGCAUUGACUACUUUACUCCAGUCGUGGAGCACAAAAUGAUCUUUCAAAUCAAGUCUUGGGAAUCAAGGAAUCUACUAUGAGUAUUUAAUUAAGUUUGACAAACAAAAGAUUUGUUAUUGCUUUGUGACUUGUGAUUAGUGAUUUUCCAUGGACAUCUUUGUGGACCUAGAAUUUUAUUUUACCGGACUCGUAUUCUAAAUUAAAAAUUACAAAAUUCUAAGUA
Camelina sativa (false flax) is the source of this 1711-nucleotide messenger RNA. RefSeq names its product UDP-glycosyltransferase 88A1. Lineage: Eukaryota; Viridiplantae; Streptophyta; Magnoliopsida; Brassicales; Brassicaceae. The record is from RefSeq and is a predicted model, not a curated record. Gene Ontology annotation, molecular function: UDP-glucosyltransferase activity.